Molecule: messenger RNA, 1662 nt
Organism: Cephus cinctus (wheat stem sawfly)
Lineage: Eukaryota; Metazoa; Arthropoda; Insecta; Hymenoptera; Cephidae
Product: ADP-ribose pyrophosphatase, mitochondrial
Exons: 2
Coding region: 447-1307 (286 amino acids)
Molecular function (GO): ADP-ribose diphosphatase activity
Source: RefSeq, a predicted model, not a curated record
UCAUUCUAUAGGUUGACUCGUGUCGAAUGAGAGAAAUGCUCAUAGCGCGCCUUUUCGCGGGUUAAACGGUUCACGGCCACGUGCAGGGUUAACGGUUGUUUUUUUUCAUAAAUAAAUAAAGCUACUUUAUAAAAACAUGGCUUCAUUUUGUGUAACAUGAUUAAACAACUAUUCGAGAGAGGCUAGUGUGUGUGUUGUGAUGUUACGUGACUGCACGUGAGUGCGCAACUCUAGUUACAACGCAUUUUAGUAUGAGCACACCUGUUAUUUAUUCUUUCAUCAUGAUUGUCAUUUAGCUUGUCUCAUGGACGCAGUAUAUGGUUCAUUAAAACUAGCCUUACGUGUGCGAUAAGAAUAGCUUAAGCAAAUGAAGUUUGAUUCUGAUUGUGAGGGCUUAUGAGUGCUGUGUAAAUACGAAUGCGAAGAGUUAGUUGGCCCUUGGACUGAUGAGAAGAAGAUUUUUGAAAAUGAUCCAUCAGAAAUGCAGACAAGGCCUGUAUCCGUCCAGCAAUAUUAAUAGAUUUCCAGUGCCUGAAGAUAAAGUUCCAUGGACCGAGGAAUAUCCGGAUUAUCAACCUGUUGAUUAUACUUCGCCUGUCCUUGAAGGGAAACCUUGGGCGGAUCCGAAAAUUGAUGACCCUUCCUUCAAACCAAACUGGAAUUCGAUCGAUGACAAGGUGAACCGUCAAAGUUUUAUGGGUGACUACGUUGUCGAUGACAAUGGCUACCCUUCAAAUCCUGUGGGUCGUACUGGCAUCGUCGGUCGAGGUCUUCUUGGUCGCUGGGGACCAAAUCAUGCAGCUGAUCCAAUAGUAACUCGAUGGAAGCGCAAUGGCACGGGUGCUUUGGAGAUAAAUAGAGAGACAGAAAAACCAAUUUUACAGUUUAUUUCAAUACAAAGAAAAGAUUCUGGUGAAUGGGGAAUACCUGGUGGAAUGGUAGAUCCAGGGGAGACCAUCACAGCAACACUUAAGAGGGAAUUCAUGGAAGAAGCUAUGAAUUCAAUAGAGAUGACUCAAGAAGAGAAAGAAGAAUUAGAAGAUUCGAUCAAAAGAUUUUUUGAAAAGGGUGACACCAUUUAUAAAGGAUAUGUGGAUGAUCCCCGUAACACUGAUAAUGCUUGGAUGGAAACAGUUGCUCUGAAUUUCCAUGAUGAGGAUGGUAGUACUGUUGGCAGAUUAAGUUUAAAAGCAGGAGAUGAUGCAUCUAACGUCCGGUGGAUGGAUGCUAAUAGAAAUCUCAACUUGUAUGCUAAUCAUGCAGAAUUUAUUAAACAAACUGCACAUAAGCGUAAUGCUCAUUGGUAAGAAAUUGUGUCAAUAACAAAAAUGAGCAUUUCUUGCUUUUUUCAUUUUGAUAAACGCACACUCAAAGUGUCAGCUAGCUUUAUUUUUAUACUCCACUCAGAAGUUUUCAUGACAAAAUAUAUUAAUCUCUUGCCAAAGUUAAAAAUAUUUUCUUAUGCUAUUAUUAUAUUGUUUGAUACUACCAUUGUGGUAAUUACCAUUGAUAUAAAAGAAAUACAAUUUCACAGAAUUGUAAGCCGUAUUGCUUCACAUAUUUUAAAUAAGAAAUUCAAAGUGCUUAGGCACAAUUUUAUUCAAUAACUAUUUUCACAUGUCCAUUGUUAUAUGUACGAAAUAAAAUGAUUACUAACAAUAA